AGUAAAUGCCAGCGAAGUCAGUGUUAUUGAUAAUUCGUGUUACACUCGCAAGCAGGAGCAGUUCCGGUUAUUCUUGUUUACCUUCACAACAGGUAAUAUCUGUAUAUUAUUAAAACCAGAAACUGUAAUUACGAAAAAAAAACAAAAAAAAACGUGCGAUUCCAAUACGUGCUUCCUUUCUUACGACUAGUACACUACAGAUGGGAAGUAGAAAGAUAGUCCUUCUCUGGAGUAUUACAUUUAACUGCGUGUUUGUACUUCUGUUUAACGCGAUUGUGAAAAGUUACAUGUAGAUAGAUCGGAUGGUGUACUACCAAUGCAACCCCCCGUUAACCAGCUGUAACAUCAUACAUUCCAAGUAGCGGUCAUUUGUAGGUAGCAAUACUAAAAUAUAUAUGUAUUGCAUAUCGGGGUGAAGUUAUUUGCCCUUGUAUGUGUUGCGACGGUAGGCGAAGGGUAUUUUCGUGCUUUGAGGUGUCCGGGCUGGUCAGUGCCAGGCGGUGUAACGCUGUGGCGAUACAAAUACAGCCUCAUUGUAAAUACUGUGCACGGCUCUGCCUCGUUACUUGCAUCUAUCCGAUCAAAGAUCCAGACAGACCUGAAUCAACGACAUGACCUCACUGCACAGCCCAGACACGUUGAACCUGAGGCUGAUCCUGGUGAGCGGGAAGACGGAGGAGUUCACCUUCUCCCCCAGCGACUCCGCGGCUGACAUCGCCAAACAUGUUUACGAGAACUGGCCAAUGGACUGGGAGGACGAACAGGUGAGCAGCCCCAUCAUCCUGCGUCUCAUCUACCAGGGCCGGUUCCUGCAUGGCAACGUCACGCUGGGAGCUCUGAAGCUUCCUCCCGGGAGGACCACAGUGAUGCACCUGGUGGCCCGUGAGACUCUACCUGAGCCAAACUCCCAUGGUCAGAGAAACCGUGAGAAGACUACAGAGAGCAGCUGCUGCCUGCUUUUAUAAACCCCUACCUUCCCCUUCCCUCUGUCCUCCCCUGUCCACACAGACCUUCCUUCUUGAACCUUUCUCCAUCCCAAGCACUCGGAAAACAAGGAAGACUUGUCACUGCAAAACCGACCUCUUCAAAACGAGUGACCAUCUGUGAGGACACAAACGAGAACUUAAACUAAUAAUUAAUAACUGGAACAUACAUCCAGUUUUAUUAACUUUAUUUAAACAAAUCCUUAAUUUAUACCUAGAUAUGCUAAACAGCUUCUUCAAGAUGAUACAUUCCCCCCUCCCUCCCCAAACUACUGCGACGGUACUGUAUUGGAGAGAGGGGAUCCGGACAUCAUAAAGCAUAAUUAUUUUUAUUUGAGCAGAGCCUGUGAACUUUUGUUUUUGUUGUGAGUAAUGAGACAGAACAUUUGAGCGGAGCCUGUCCUUUCUUUAAGAAGGGUGGGAGUGGGGUGGAUUUUGUCUGGUGGAAGAUGGGAGAGUAAAGGCAAACAAAGAUGUCCUUUUAUUUUAACCCCCCCCC
Molecule: messenger RNA, 1482 nt
Organism: Polyodon spathula (Mississippi paddlefish)
Lineage: Eukaryota; Metazoa; Chordata; Actinopteri; Acipenseriformes; Polyodontidae
Product: ubiquitin-like protein 3
Exons: 5
Coding region: 612-965 (117 amino acids)
Molecular function (GO): protein binding
Source: RefSeq, a predicted model, not a curated record